Neolamprologus brichardi is the source of this 2074-nucleotide messenger RNA. NCBI's taxonomy places the organism in Eukaryota, Metazoa, Chordata, Actinopteri, Cichliformes, Cichlidae. The record is from RefSeq and is a predicted model, not a curated record.
ACUUCCCCGUCAGUGCUGCGAGUCCGCGCUGCUUCGGCUUUUCUUUAUAUUUUCAGAUUGGGAGAUUAUUUUUAAAUAUAUUUGGAAUAUACGAAAGGCUUUCCAAUGGAACAAGACGAGCAGGUGAAACGUCUGCGUCCCACCGCGGACUAUGGAGAGAGGUUCAGGCUCGCCCUGACCACUCUCAAGUCCUUUUUGGAACAAAGAUGGCGACGACAAAUGUCAUUUCGAGGCGUAGGACGUAAGGGGUGGAGCCCCCCGCACUGGAGGGUACGGUGCCCAGGUGGAAUUGUAUGCUUCCUGACGAAUCUAAUGCAAAGGAAUUAUGGCUACGAUGCCAUUGAUUCUCGCUGCACUCCUCUCCACUGUGGUUUUGGUGUCUGCGUUUAACGUCCAGAUAAACAUCACAGCUGGACAGAACAUCACUCUGCCAUGUCGAGCUCCAAACGACAACAAAAUCAUCAUAGUUAUGGAGUGGAGCAGACCUGACCUGCAGACGGAAUAUGUCCUUUGUUAUCGCGAUGAGCAGUUUGAUCCAGAUUACCAGCAUCCGUCUUUUAAGAACCGGGUGGAUCUGCAGGACAGACAGAUGAAGGACGGAGACGUGUCUUUGAUUCUGUACAAUGUGACGAUUAAUGAUGCUGGAACAUACGAGUGUCGUGUCAUCCAGAACGAAACCAGCCGCAGGAAGAGAGCUCAUCUGGAUGUUGACCCCAUCAGCAUCAUCUACCUGAGUGUUGUUGAUCCUCCAGGUCAGACAGGAGGAGACACAGAGGAUGGAGGGAAGGAGGAUGGAGGGAAGAAGAGUGGAUCUGUUGGACUGAUAGUUGGUCUGUCAGUUUUCGCUGUGCUUCUUGUUUCUGCUGUUUCUGGAUUUUUGAUCUACAGAAAAUAUAAGAAGCAGGCUCAGGAUUCAUACCAGCCUCCUGUUUGAAAUGUCUCAGAGCUUUUCCAAAUGAGCUCUCAGUCUCCUGGUUUUGCGCCAAUUUCCCAUCGUUGUCACUCAGCACAGGAACAAACAGAUGAUCUGAGGACGUGUUUAUCAUGAAAAGAGCCCAAAAUUUAGUUUUCAGGGUUUUUAUGAAGGGGAAUUAUUUCUGUGAAUGAAAAACUGACUGAAAUCCUGGAUUCUGUUCUUCUCUCACCACCAGCUGACACCUUCUUCUCACCUGCACGUCCUCCAGGAGGACAUGGAGGGUUUGUGGGACUGAUAGUGAGUCUGUCAGUUAUGGUGUGUUUGUUCUUGUACCGAAUGAUUUGAUCUGUAAAAGAAGAAAAGGGAAUGGUGCUGAAUAUGUGAUUUCUGCUUCUCAGAGCUCCUGUUAAAGUCUAAAGACAUUGGGAGGGUUUCAGACUGUUUGGAGCAGGGAAACAGAUACUAAUGGUGCAAUACUGGUGUUGUUGUUGUUGUUGUUGCUUUUUUGAUCUAUAGAAAUUAUAAACAACACAGUCGAGAUUCACAUUGUCCUCCCAGUGAACUGCAGAAUCAAAUGUCUGAGAUCUUUCUACAGCUGAAUUAUGAAUCUGCUGCUGAUCACAGAGACAGAAAUCAUUUAAAAACGCACAGGUGCCACCAACACCCCACAAAGGUCCCGGACUUAACAAACUUAACUUAACUUAAAGGUCCCUGACUUCACUGACACUACAGUCUGGGGAAAAAAAAGCAUUUUUUUCUGCUGCUACAAACAAGCCAAUAGCAUCUAUCAACAUUAAAGCAGCAGCAGCAUUACUGACAUGUCUCAGUGUUCCUGUCAAUUCAGCUUUAAAAUGACCAAAACAACCUCCAGCUUCAGUCGUGUAAGCUUGAAUUUUGCUCUUAUUAUUCUUAUUGUUUGUGUCAGUCGUGACUUCACCUUGAAUGAUUUGGAUGUAUUUUGACUGUAACUUGAUGAUUUUUGUAUAUUUGUGCACUAAUUGAUGCCAUAGGCCAAGUUGUAAUUUGGCAUAGUAGUUAGUGCAGUUAUUGGUGAGUUGCAGUUAUUUGUUUGUGGUCUGUGCAUUUGUUUAAUAGUUAAUCCCAGGCACUGAUUUGUAUAUUGGACAGCUGCAUGUGGAAUAAAAGAAGCAAAUGGUA